Messenger RNA from Dictyostelium purpureum, 315 nucleotides. RefSeq lists its product as uncharacterized. The annotation marks the transcript as partial. The transcript has a single exon. NCBI's taxonomy places the organism in Eukaryota, Evosea, Eumycetozoa, Dictyosteliales, Dictyosteliaceae. The record is from RefSeq and is a predicted model, not a curated record.
AUUUAUAUUGAUGAUUUUAUUAGUGUUGAUGAGGAAAAGGAACUAUUGAGGAACAUAUACAGUGAUGAUAAUAAAGAUAAAUGGACCCAGUUAAAGAGAAGAAGAUUGCAAAAUUGGGGUGGUCAACCUGUUUCAAGUGGUAUGAUUGAAGAACCUUUACCAAGUUGGUUAACAAAUAUAUGUGAUAAGAUAUACGAAAAUUCAAUAUUCCCAGUUAAAGCAAAUAAUGUUCUUUUAAAUGAAUACAAUGUAAAUGAAGGUAUAUUUCCACAUACUGAUGGCCCAUUGUUUUAUCCUUGUAUUUGUAUAUUAAGU